Messenger RNA from Anarrhichthys ocellatus (wolf-eel), 2179 nucleotides. RefSeq names its product RWD domain containing 1 (gene rwdd1). The transcript is spliced from 7 exons. Gene Ontology annotation, molecular function: protein binding. The record is from RefSeq and is a predicted model, not a curated record. NCBI's taxonomy places the organism in Eukaryota, Metazoa, Chordata, Actinopteri, Perciformes, Anarhichadidae. The coding region runs from base 91 to 813 and encodes 240 amino acids.
UGGAGCACGCAGCACAGCCAGUGUGUGUGUUAGCUUGAACGUAGCGGUGAUGAUUUGUCCAACUUCCAGAUAACCUGCAGCCACGCCAAAAUGACAGACUACGCCGAAGAGCAAAGGAAUGAACUCGAAGCUAUAGAGUCCAUCUACCCAGACUCUUACACAGUGCUUUCAGACGACCCCACCAGCUUCACCAUCACUGUGACAUCAGAUGCAGACGAAAAUGGUGAAAUCGUGGAAGCAACGCUUAAGUUCACGUACGUAGAGAAAUACCCGGAUGAGCCUCCGCUGUGGGAGAUCCACUCCCAGGAGAACCUGGAGGACGACGACGCGGAGGACAUCCUCACCUUACUGCAGCAGCAGGCAGAGGAAAACAUGGGCAUGGUGAUGAUCUUCACCCUGGUGACAGCCGUUCAGGAGAAACUCAACGAAAUAGUGGAUAUGAUGAAAAACAGACGAGAAGAGGAGAAACAGCGGAGAGAGGCCGAGUUAGAGGAAGCAGAGAAGGUGUUGUUCCAGGGCACCGUGGUAACCAUUGAAAACUUCCUGACGUGGAAAGCCAAGUUUGAGCUGGAGAUGUUUGAGCUGAGGAGUAAAAUACAGAAAGAGGAGGAGCAGGGAGGGAAGCUCAAACUCACCGGUAAACAGCUGUUUGAGACGGACCACAACCUGGACACGUCUGACAUUCAGUUCCUUGAAGAAGCUGGGAACAACGUGGAAGUGGAUGAGUCACUCUUCCAGGACAUUGAGGACUUGGACUUGGAUGAGGACGACCCAGACUUUAACCCUUUAGCGAUGGGGAGUGAUGAGGACUAAAGCUGGAGUAGGACAGAGGACUGACGGGAACCACACCUGCUCCUCUCUGGGAUACCAUCAUCUGACCAGACAAAUUUAGUUUUGAAAGACUCUUAACAGUUGGAGAGGGUAUCCUCGUGAAUGCAACACACACACACACACACCAUCGAGUGUUAAUUUCUAUGCCUGAACAAUUAAAUUGACCGACUAAACGUGUGACUUGGCUCUGAUGCUGUUUGACAUGCAGGACGUCCCGGUGACAGGCCUGCUACUUGGCCAGAAGGGGGCAGUAUAAUAUCACGUAUGGCCAGGGAGUAGAAGAAGUAUUCAGAUGUUUUCCUGGCAUGAAAGUAGAAUAAUACUCCAUUACAAGUAAGAUUACUGCAUUCACUCUCUUAUUUAAAGGUGCAAUCAGCAAUUGUAUUGAGUUCAAUUAUCAACAUUUUGUUUCCAGAUUGGCAGAAUCCACCACUAAAUAACAGUAUUGGCAGCAAAAUAUAUAAAAUCGACUAUGAAAAUGAAAAGCACUCUUUAUGAAGAGUUUUAUCAUGGAUGUGAACCGCAUUACUAUGUUGUAGCUGGUUCAGGGGGAGUCGAAAGCUUCUACUGCAGUUGAAUUAUAUUAAUUAUUUCAAAUGUACAUCACAUGUUGGAAAUGUAGUAUAUAUAUUUUAUAUAUUGACCAUGUGGCUCUGCAAAGUAAGUAGUAACUAAAGCGUUCAUAUGAAGAAGGUGGAGUCAAACAAAUGCAGUAUUUGCUUCUGAAAUGUGGGGGAGUAGAUGUAGCAAAACAUCAAAAUAUUGAAUUGCAAGUACUUCAAAACAGUAAUACAAACAUAACUGAUCCAUUGUAACUGAAAACGUUAAUUAGUGCAAUUGUAAGUACAAUACUUUGGUAAUUAUAUCUACUUAAUUGAUGAAUACAUGCGACUACAAAUACAGAUGGUCCUAUUGUUUUCUAAAUAAUUAGGCGAUCCCCAGGUCAAUAGGUCAAUAAACUAAAAUAUUUCAUAAAAUGUUUUACACAUGCAAAUUACCCAUUAUAUUAUUGGAUAUCUUAUCAAAUGUGUGCUAAUCUGCAUACGUUUUCAGAACAGAGGAUAAAGGCUGUUUCUUGUUUCAUUUUAUUGACAGUCAAAGGUUUUAACAAAGGGAAUUUUGUAUAUCUCCAUAUGUCAGAAAAUACAGUCAGCAGACAUAAAAAAAAAAGUUUUUAAUAAUAAAAUAUAUAAAUCAGGCUAUGAAUGACAUGAACAAACCUCUCAUUAAACCUUCAGAAUAGAGAGGAAUGGAACUGAAGUUUGGUGUACGUAAGAGCUACUGAAGUGGAGAUUUCUGGAUCAGAGUCUGAGAAAAAAACUAAUUUGGAAAAAAAGGCCUUUAAAGA